AAUAAAUUAGAAAAAUUUGUCAACCACGAAGGCCGAUGCUGAGUAUAAGUAUAGGGGUUUCUCGUUCACUAGCAUUGUAGUCGAUCACCAACCGUCUAAUCAACAACCAUGAACGCUUUGACCAUCGCCGUAUUCGCCUGCUUGGCCAUCUGCGCCUAUGCAAAACCCAGCGGAGUCUACGCAGGACAUGGUCACGCACUCGCUCACGCCGUCAACGUAGUCCCAGCUGGACCAACAACUUUGAUUGGAGCUUCUGGUGUAGUUGGACCUCAUGGAGCAUCCGGACCCACCGGUAGCGUUAACGGACAUGGCGCUAUUGGACCAAAUGGUGAACACAAUGCACCCGCUCAUCACGGUGCCAUUAUUGCUGCACCCGCUGUUGUAGCGGCGCCCGCCGUUGUUGCUGCGCCAGGAUUCGUCGGUGGUCACGGUCUCGGCUAUGGUCUUGGAUAUGGACACGGAAUCGGUCUUGGCUAUGGGCAUGGUAUUGGUUAUGGACAUGGUAUCGGUUAUGGACACGGUAUCGGUCUUGGAUACGGACAUGGUGGUUACUGGCAUUAGAAUUUUACUUGUCAAAAUUGAUUAUCGAACAAAUGCUCAUUUUUCUCACUUCUUCUUAUCUUACACUGUAAAUACCCCAUGUAAAAUAUUUAU
This is a messenger RNA of Photinus pyralis (common eastern firefly), 654 nucleotides long. Its product is annotated as cuticle protein 65-like. NCBI's taxonomy places the organism in Eukaryota, Metazoa, Arthropoda, Insecta, Coleoptera, Lampyridae. The transcript has 2 exons. The record is from RefSeq and is a predicted model, not a curated record. Bases 109 to 561 code for a protein of 150 amino acids.